Molecule: messenger RNA, 2881 nt
Organism: Purpureocillium takamizusanense
Lineage: Eukaryota; Fungi; Ascomycota; Sordariomycetes; Hypocreales; Ophiocordycipitaceae
Exons: 2
Coding region: 569-2758 (729 amino acids)
Molecular function (GO): protein binding
Source: RefSeq, a predicted model, not a curated record
UUCCUAUUACUCAAAAGAAAAACAAUUCCCCUAGACACCUAGCGGGAAUAGGGAAAUUCAUCCAAGCUCCUCCCUUCCCACAAUAACAGUCGCGCCACCAACGCACAAACCGCUAGUCGACAACCGGCGUUUGCUACGGCCCUCGGGUACGGCAUCAGUAUGAGCAUCAGCAUCAGCAGCCUUAUUACGCAACUCCGGGGCCGCUAGUCUAGGGACCGCGUCAGCGUCCACGACAUCAACCAAACGCCCCCAACUAUCAACGGCAACCCCGCGAUGCGCCUGAUGACGAUAUCCCAAUCGAGAUAUCGGCGACAUUAUAAGUCUCAAAUAGUAACGAUCAAGGACGAACUCUUCAUGAUUUGAUCUGGAUAGUGUCCCCAUACCGCGCCCGCCUGGCAUCUCGCGACAGCAAACGUGACGCCUCAUCACUGAGACCUCACCCGUCGACAUUUCCGGUCUCGCCCCUCCCUUUCUCCCCCACGCAAACCACCAGCGGCACCAUUAAGACCAUCAUUGACGAGAGUCCGACCUCGACCCGACACGUCCCAUCGACGACGCCGUCGCCGCCAUGGACGGCUUCUCCGUCACGUCCCUCACCACGCGCUGCGCGUCCAUCGCCGCGCGCACCGGCCACGCCGCCAGCGAGCUUGACCUGGUCCUCAAGUGCGUCACCAAAGCAAGCCAGCAGCAGGAGCAGAAGCCACCUCGCCCGGACUCUCGCAGCCUCACCGUCGGCCACCUGCGGGCGCUGCAGCAGGCCGCCUCGCGAUCGCACGAGCGCGCCGCCGCGCUGGAGCAAACGCUGAGCGGCGGCGGCGGCGCUGCUGCCGUCAUAUCGGAGGCGCUGCGAGCCGCCACGGGCGACGUGCUGGCGCGCGGCGACCAGGCGACGGGCUCGCUGCACAAGCAGGCGAUGAGGGUGCAGGCGGACAACGUCGAUGCGGUGGAUGAGGCGUACCUGCGUGCGCUGACAGACUUGCUGGGCGCACUGGCGAUGGCCAUGGGAUACCUCGAUAGGCUGCUCCGGCUUGGCACCAGAGACGAACAAGACGCCCAUCUACGCUCUUCCAAGGGCCAGGGUGUACUCGAUGGCGUGUCGAGGGCCUUUGGUCCUGCCUCGCAGGCUUCUAGCAUCAUCCUCGAUGGCGGGAGCACCACCUCCGUCCCGCCACCGAGCAACCUUCCUAUCCGGUCCAGGGUCCCUAACGAGGCCGUCGACGCGCCCCCUCCAUACGCCGCACAGGAUCCGAGCGGUUCCUCGACGACGACAUCGUCGACCCCUGCAGCCGCCCUCCCGGCAUCCUCUCUUUCCUCCUCCUCUGCAGCCGUAGCCGGGCCAUCCUCCUCCGCCGGCACCAGCGCCUUCGGCGGCUUCGCCAAGUCCAUCAAGGCGCUCGCCUCGGGCCUCAUCGCCACCAAGCCCGACCCCUUCGUCUCGGCGCUCUGCCAGGCCAUCCUGCGCGGCGACGUCCCGCAGGCCGGCGGCCUCAUCGCGCAGGGCGCCAGCAUCACCGGCCGCGACGAGGCGGGCCGCACGCCCAUGCAGUGCGCCGUCGAGGCCGACAGCCCCGACGCCGCGCUGCUCCUCGUCGCCGCCGGCGUGCCCCUCGACAAGCCCGGCCCCGGCUGGAUCAAUGCCGCCCUGCCGCCGCUCUUCCAGGCCGCCGGCGCGGGCGCCCUCGCCGUCACCGAGGCGCUGCUCGCCCGCGGCGCCAGCGUCUCCGCGCAGAGCACCUCUGGGCAGCGCUACUUUGUCGACGUGUGCUGCGCCGCCGCCGCCGCAGGGACCGACGACCAGGACCGGGGCAAGGAUCACGAAAAGCGCCUCGCCGGCGUGGAGCUCCUGCUGCGGCACGGCGCCAAGGCCACUUGGGAGACCAUCUCCGGGCGGCCCGUCCUCGUGCCGGCCGUGAAGCGAGGCAACGUGGACCUCGCGCGGCUGCUGCUCCGGCACGGCGCGAAAGCGACCUGCAGCGACAUCACGGGCGCCUCGGUGCUCGCCAUCGCCGUCGAGGCCCCAGACACCACCAUGGCGAGCCUGCUCCUCGACGCGGGCGCCAAGCCCGACUCCAAGACCAUCUACGGCACGACAGUGCUCGCGGACGCGCUGUCGCGCGGCGGCGGCAGACGCCUUGACGCGGCGCGCCUGCUGCUCGACCGCGGCGCCAAGGGCGACAAGCAGGACAUGUACGGGCAGCCGCUGCUCAUCGGUGUCAUCAAGGACCCGCGCCUCUCCGCCGCCGACAAGGAGGACCUCUGCGCCCGGCUGCUCGCCAACGGGGCCAGCGCCGACGCCAGGGACGCGUCGCACGACGUCGCCGCGCCGUGUCACGCCCUCGAGGCCGACCUGCCGGGCGUGCUGGCCGCGCUGCUCGCGUACGGCGCCAAGACGAAGCACAAGAUGCGAGGCGGCGGCGGCGACGAGCCCAUGCUGCUGUGGGCGGCGGACAGGGGCCGGGCGGACGCCGCCCGCGCGCUGCUCGACCACGGGGCGGACCCGGACGCGGCCGACGCGCAGGGCCGCACGCCGCUCUUGCAGGCCCUCGUCCGCCAGGACUGGGACAUGGUCCGCCUGCUCCGCGGCGGCGGGGCGACGACGACGGCGGCCGUGGCCGACUUGGCGCGGGCGCUGAGCCGGCCCGAGGUGAUGGAAAUGCUGGGCCUCGCGGUGGGGAGCGAGCCCGGGACGUCGCGCCCGCCGGCGCCGGAUCCGGCGCCGGCGCCACCAGAGUAUAGUGCGGUGGCGGAGAAGUCGUAGAUGAGGAAGCACGCGGACGAUGAGGAUACCCGUGAUGCGUGCGUACAUGUCGAGACCAAGUAGUCUUGUAUGAUAGGCUCGCGUGUAGAUAUGCGACUAUACAUUAUAAUAGCUAUGCUCGUG